AUGAGACGCAUACGUGCUGUGAAGUCACAGGCGAAAAAAGAAAUGGACGAUCGUGCUAUGAGAGCGUACCUCCGUGGGCGAAGCUCACACGAUGAUGAUAAGUGGUCUUGGGGUGUUGUGCGCGCAAGCAGUCGCAGACGGAACUCUACAUUUCUUGCGGCCAACACAUCUUUGUUGGGCAGUUCGACAAUGAAUGGUUAUCAG
Molecule: messenger RNA, 204 nt
Organism: Amoebophrya sp. A25
Lineage: Eukaryota; Dinophyceae; Syndiniales; Amoebophryaceae
Source: the annotation of a GenBank genome assembly